UUGAAUUGACAACCGAAUGACAAUACACGAUUUCCAAGAAAAUGAUACAAUAGUAAAUUCAGGAAUAGAUCUGUUGAAAAAUUCUAUUAUUUACAAUGACUUACAAUAAUUCCGUCCUCAUUGGAAAUUGGAGUGAGGAAAGGCUAAAAAAUGAGUACGAAUUCAAAUUAUUUUUAAGAAAACGUGACCGGCGUGAAUUAUUGCUUCAGAGGUCAAGGACUUUAUUUAGCAAUUUACUAAAGGAGAGACCUCUCGCAAUUAGCGGUACUUACGUUUUGUAUGGAUUUAACGUACAAUUAGUCGCGUCUGAUAUGCCAGCGAAAGCGCAGAUUGUCGAUGGAAAGAGACAGUAUGGCUUGGCAAUGUCCAUUUUGGUGAGAGAACGACAAGUGGAUUACAUGCAGAAUAUAUCAGAUGGUUGUCUAAUGACGCUGUCACCGAUCACCACUCCUUGCUGUCGAAAUACAUUCGUAAUAAUCAGUGCUAAGGAUGAAAGCAUUCGCGGCGAGAAAAUGGAUUACGGUGAUGAGUUCCUGUUAAGAGCUGAGAAUUAUGGAGAUCCUACGGCAGUACCUCUGUAUGUUCGGUACACGCCGUCCUGUACGCCAGCUCCCUCGGAGCGCAUGCCGAUACGCCUGAGUGCCGUCAAAGACAGCAACUGUCGCUUUACAACCGUCCCCCUGCUGCCAUGUGACCGUCUUGAAAUGCUGGGCAGCCCUGUUAAGACUGGCGCCAGACUUAUUAUAAAAAAUUGUGUCGCAGACAAGAGUUUGUGUGUUAUGAAUCAAAAUUGGAUGCAAACAUUCUUUGGACCUGAGUGUGGUGUCACUUGCCGAAACUACAUAGACCUUCACGGAAGAUUUACCGCUGAAAACGUAUUCACUCUGGUCAGCGACGUUGAGACGAAGACAAAAGACUGAAAUAUAAAAAUGCCUGCGUUUCAGCAUUUUCUACAUUCAGUUUUAUUUUUUCGGUAAAAAAUCUAUUUU
This is a messenger RNA of Trichoplusia ni (cabbage looper), 989 nucleotides long. RefSeq names its product cilia- and flagella-associated protein 161. Bases 96 to 920 code for a protein of 274 amino acids. The transcript is spliced from 8 exons. Lineage: Eukaryota; Metazoa; Arthropoda; Insecta; Lepidoptera; Noctuidae. The record is from RefSeq and is a predicted model, not a curated record. Gene Ontology annotation, cellular component: motile cilium. Gene Ontology annotation, biological process: cilium assembly.